Menidia menidia (Atlantic silverside) is the source of this 960-nucleotide messenger RNA. Lineage: Eukaryota; Metazoa; Chordata; Actinopteri; Atheriniformes; Atherinopsidae. The record is from the annotation of a GenBank genome assembly.
CUAACACAGUUAGCUCGGCAAGCUACCGUUGCUGUCAUGGAAGACAAAUCUUUUACUAAAGAGUUAGACCAAUGGAUCGAACAGCUGAACGAGUGCAAGCAGCUAACGGAAAACCAAGUUAGGACGCUGUGUGAGAAGGCCAAGGAGAUUCUGACCAAGGAGUCCAACGUCCAGGAGGUGAGUGCGGCCCAGGGAGGACGUGUGCGGUGCCCGGUGACGGUGUGCGGCGAUGUUCACGGGCAGUUCCACGACCUCAUGGAGCUCUUCAAGAUCGGAGGGAAGUCUCCCGACACCAACUACCUGUUCAUGGGCGACUACGUCGACAGAGGCUACUACUCCGUGGAGACGGUCACGCUGCUGGUCACGUUAAAGGUCCGCUUCCCGGAGCGAAUCACCAUCCUGCGGGGGAACCACGAGUCGCGGCAGAUCACGCAGGUCUACGGCUUCUACGACGAGUGUCUGAGGAAAUACGGCAACGCCAACGUCUGGAAGUACUUCACAGACCUGUUCGACUACCUGCCGCUCACCGCCCUGGUCGAUGGACAGAUCUUCUGCCUGCAUGGAGGCCUGUCUCCCUCCAUAGACACCCUGGAUCACAUACGAGCUCUGGACCGCCUGCAGGAGGUCCCCCAUGAGGGCCCCAUGUGCGACCUGCUGUGGUCCGACCCUGACGACCGCGGCGGGUGGGGCAUCUCCCCCCGAGGUGCCGGCUACACCUUCGGUCAGGACAUCUCCGAAACCUUCAACCACGCCAACGGCCUCACCCUGGGAUACAACUGGGGCCACGACAAGAACGUAGUGACCAUCUUUAGUGCUCCCAACUACUGCUACCGCUGCGGUAACCAGGCGGCCAUCAUGGAACUGGACGACACUCUGAAGUACUCUUUCCUGCAGUUCGACCCCGCCCCUCGCCGCGGCGAGCCUCACGUGACCAGACGCACCCCCGACUACUUCCUGUGA